This is a messenger RNA of Serinus canaria (Common canary), 2780 nucleotides long. RefSeq names its product translation initiation factor IF-2-like. The coding region runs from base 182 to 529 and encodes 115 amino acids. The record is from RefSeq and is a predicted model, not a curated record. Lineage: Eukaryota; Metazoa; Chordata; Aves; Passeriformes; Fringillidae. The transcript has 2 exons.
CGCCUGCUCCUGCCUCCUUGUUGCUUUUCCCGUUUCCUUCGGCGGCGGCGGCGGCGAGCGAGCGAGCGAGACACGGGAUUCGAGAACGCCGCACGUCAUCCUCGGGACGUUCCGCCGCCCACACGGGGGUAGUGUCAGCCCCUGCUCCCUAUCAGAUCGGGCUCCCCGCCGCACAGCGCGCAUGCCCGCGUCCCCCGCGCCUGCGCCCCGCGCCGCCGGCACCGGGCCCGCGCCCGCCCCGAGGGGCGCCGGACCCGCGCAGUCCCCGCGCUGCCCCUCCGGCCCCGGCCCGGCUCGGCGGAGCGGAGCGCGGCCGGCGGCCCUGGAGCCCCGCCGGGAGGGCGCAGCCGCUGGCCGUGUGCGCCUCGGGGCUGCGCGCCCCGCGUCUCGCAGCGCCCGCAGUUUCAGCCAGGAGCCUCUGAGAAUUCAGUUUCUGACCUAUGUCAGUUGCCAGGAUCUUCUGUCUCGAAAAUACUCCCAGUGUCCUGACCUCCACCAAACACCUGAACAUCCUCUCUCAGUGCUAUAGUAUAACCUGUAUGAAACAUGGAUCUCAAACUCCCUUCUUAAAACACAUUACCCAGAGUCCCUGGUCUAACACUUCCUCAGCUGCUCUUGUGGCAAGAAACAGGGUUAGACAAGGUCAGAGCAGUGCAUUCUCUGAAGAAGAGUGACGACUAAUGCAAAUGUUUUGGAAAUUGGAAGACAUGAAUGACAGGUCAAAGAGUACUUGGCAGGCUAAAAUUCAGUUUGCUUGUAUUGACAGAUGCUCAGGAAAGAUCACAGACAAAUUGUCUCAAAACAUCAUCACUGCAUGUCUCAUACUGCUUCUUAAAAUUAUUAAGCAUGUCUAGCGCUGGUGCAGCAGAUCACUUGUAUUAAGCUUACUAAAUAUUCAUCAGUUUUGUUUGUUGGUAUGUUUGGUUUGUUUUUUAAUUAAAAGAGAUUUUUUGGUAAAUAAUAGUAACAAUAAUAUUCUCAAGGCCAUAUCCUGAUCUUAGAGGAAAGCUCUUAACUGUCCAGUUGGGAUAGAAAGGAAGAAAUUUGUAGGAAUUCCCUGUAUUUUGAAAGAUAGAGCAAAGUUCUUUAGAUUUUGAGAUAUAAAACCUCUUGGGGGUGGAGAAAGUUACCUUGCCUCAGUAUGAAGUCUGCUUUCGAAUAGCGUGCAGCUUUCCUGUACUUUGCUCUCCCACAAUGUCCGUGUGCAUAACCAAAACCACAAAACAUGAGUCCCCAAAGAUCUUCACACAUUUCUCGUGAGGUAGGCCUAGAAAUAUUCUUUCAUUAAAAAUUAAGUUUGCCCUGAUGAAUAAUGUAUAUUAUAGCUUUCCAUUCACCAGCCACGUUUGUGUGUGUUGACAGCACACAAGAGCAGCUUCCUGCCUUUCCCUCAUUGCAUUGGGAUUUCUCCUGUUCCUUCUCAACAUAGAUGCCAUAUUUGUCCUGUUUGUAUCCUUCCUUCUCCCAAAUGCUUCCCUUUUCUAGUUUUGUUCCCACUUUCUGUCACUUUACCCUAAUCCUGCAUGGUGUGUUUUCCUCUCCUGCACUGAAACCCCAAUUUGGGGCCUGUUUUUCACUCUCAGCUCAUCUCUGACCACGCUCUCACUUGAGCCCAGCUGCCUCACCAGAGCUUGACCAUGUCUUUUGACAUGGUGCCAGUGCCUUGAUUUUAUCCCCUACAUUGCAGUGAGGAGAUUUUCCUCUCAUUUCCCAUGUCUCCCUCAGUGGAGGACACGUCUCACCAGUCCUGAGUCACCUCUCCUCCUCCCACCAGUGAGCUGCCUCUUCCAUCACAAAGCUGUUUGGAGUUGCCCUCUUUUCCUCUCUAAGCAAUUCCUCCUGUCUUGGGGCAUGUCCCCUGUCCUUCUCCCCUCCUCUCAGCAGCCAGCUCUCCUCUUCCUCUCCCUGGAAGGCCAGCAGUCCUUCCCAGACUUUCCCUGGCCCUGGCUGGAGCCCCUUGGCCUCAGUGCAGGGAUCUGCCUUUCCUCCCAUCAUUUUCCACAAGUGCUGGUGCCCUGUCUGUCCCCCUCUCUCAGCAGCUCACUGAUCCCACUGUAAACAGGGACUCAGCUCUGGCAGGGCCAGGUACCAAGUGUGAGUGGGCUGAGGGGAGGCACCCACAAGCUGCCAGAAGAUUUCAGCCUGGGAGGGAUGGCCCUCAGUGUUUAGGAGUCACUCGAGUGUCCUUCAGCCUGGCUGUGAAAGUUUGGGGCCAGCCAGAAAAGAGGUUUGAGUGAGAGUCACACUGCUACACCUUUGGUAAGGUCACAUUUGGUCCUUGGAUCAGUGGAGAGCAGAGGGCCCAGCCUACUCACAUGGCUCCCCAAGUCCUCUCUGCUUCUAGAAGCUGGCUCCAAUCACACCUUGCUCGAGGUUUUGACAGUUGUUAUGGUAUGUCCUACUUCCAGCUUGUACAGGAAGCAGACGUGUUGAAAUCACAGAAGAAAGCAAGCCUGUUCAUCUUGUAUUUCUGGCUGAGGCUGGAAGUGGAGUGCCAGAAAUCAAUUGUGUCUCAUCUAUUAUAGAGGGAAUUCUCUUGUAGCUCUUUACAUUGUUGUGCUAAUUUUGCAAGGAGAUUUGUCCUAAUAAGAUUCCCAUUACAACCAGGAAGAGUCAAAUGUAGUAUCUUCUGAUAAGAAUUGCAAGUUCUGUCCUCAGUCAAAAUGCAUCUCAAAGGCCUUAGCAGGAUUGGGGUGUAGUUAGUGAUGUGUUUGGCAACAAAAUGCACCCAAAGCAAAAAUUAUGUGUGAUGUUUAAGCAUUGACUUGCAUGUGUAAACC